CCCGUCCUUCCCCCUUCCUCAUGCCUGCCUCUCGGAGCUCACGAACUUCCCACUGUUACAAUCACUGUCUCCACACUACUUUUGUCUCGGACAGCGGACCUGCCUGCUAUGGCCGAGCCCCGAAUCCUCCUUUGGCUCUGCAUCCUGGUCCUCUGCCUGGCAGGCUCCGGCUUCAUCAGAGGGCAGACGGUGCGGUCUAAACGCUGUGACAUCCACACCAAGUUCAUCACUCACACCCCCUGCACCGCAUGUGCCGCAAUUAGGAGGCGGUUAUGUCCCUCGGGCUGGUCUCGGAAUUUCCCAGAGAAGAUACUUCUGGACUGUCGCUACGAGUUGCAGCUCAGGGGCUCUGUGGUAUCCUUAAGUGGCUGUAGCCAGGAGUGCUGGAAGGACGUGGUACAGAAGGCCUGCUGCCCCGGCUACUGGGGAUCCCAGUGCUAUGAGUGCCCCGGUGGUCCGGCGACACCAUGUAGUGGCCACGGGACCUGCCUGGAUGGCAUAGGUGGAAAUGGGACCUGUGUGUGUCAGGAGAACUUUAGCGGCUCAGCCUGCCAAGACUGCCGAGAUCCCAACAGAUUUGGGCCUGACUGCCAAUCAGUGUGCAACUGUGUGCAUGGCGUGUGCAGCCGUGGGCCACAAGGGAAUGGAAGCUGCCAGUGUUUUGCUGGAUACACCGGUCCUCACUGUGACCAAGAGCUCCCAGUCUGCCAGAGCCUGAGAUGCCCCCAGAAUUCCCAGUGCUCCGCAGAGGCACCCGCCUGCAAAUGCCUGCCUGGAUACAUUCAGCAAGACAAUGCGUGUCUUCGUCUUGACCCCUGUCAGCCAUCUCCUUGCUCCUCACUGGCCCGAUGUUCAAUGACUCUCAGCGGGCAGCCUCAGUGUCACUGCCCAGAGAAUUACCACGGUGAUGGGAAAGUGUGUCUGCCCCAGGACCCAUGCCUCACCAACUUUGGUGGCUGCCCCAGCAACUCUACCUUCUGCCUAUACCGUGCUCCAGGCAAGGCCACCUGCAUGUGCUGGCCAGGUAUGACAAGCAUUAACAACGAUGCUUCUGAGGGAUGCCAUGUCUCAUGCAAACCACAUUCCUGUGACAAAUCAGCCACUUGUCAAGUGACCCCUGAUAGAAAGACCAGCUGCGUGUGCAAAAGUGAUGAGGUGGGUGACGGCUACGCCUGCUACGGACAUCUGCUCCACGAGGUUCAGAGGGCCAAUCAGAUUGGCCUGGUGUUGCUGCGGCUAAGAGUGGCCAUUGCCAUGCUGGAGCAGGGCUGCCAGGAGAUCCUUACCACAUCGGGCCCAUUCACCGUUCUGGUGCCAUCCAUGUUCUCGGUCUCCGCCGUUUCCUCCAGUAACAUGAAUGCAACACUUGCCCAGCAGCUGUGCAGACAACACAUCAUCCCAGGAGAGCACAUCCUGGAGAAUAUAGGGCCCUCAAAUACACGCAGGUGGUGGACACUGGCUGGCCAGGAGAUCACCGUCACUUUCAAAAACCUGAGAUAUUCCUACAAGUACGAGGACCAGCCCCAGCAGUUCAGUAUCCAGAAGGCCAACUACAUAGCUGCUAAUGGGGUCUUCCAUACGGUCACUGCCCUACGAUGGCAGCUUCCACCCCCACUUCCGGGGGACCCCAAGAAAACCGUUGGCCAGAUACUCGCUUCGACGGAGGCUUUCACACGGUUUGAAACUAUCCUGGAGAACUGUGGGCUGCCAUCCAUCCUGGAUGGGCCUGGACCCUUCACAGUCUUUGCCCCAAGCAACGAAGCCGUGGACAGCCUUCGGGAUGGCCGACUGAUCUACCUUUUCACAGCAGGCCUUUCCAAACUUCAGGAGCUGGUACGGUACCACAUCUACAAUCAUGGCCAGCUGACAGUUGAGAAGCUCAUCUCUAAGGGACGUGUCCUCACCAUGGCCAACCAGGUCCUGACUGUGAAUAUCUCUGAAGAGGGACGCAUCCUGCUGGGACCCGAGGGCGUCCCCGUGCGGAGGGUCGAUGUGCCGGCUGCCAACGGUGUGAUACACAUGCUGGAAGGCAUCCUGCUGCCCCCCACCAUCUUGCCCAUCCUUCCCAAGCACUGCGAUGAAGAGCAGCACCAGACUGUGCUGGGUUCUUGUGUGGACUGCCAAGCCUUGAACACCAGUGUAUGCCCCCCAAACAGUGUGAAAAUGGACAUCUUCCCCAAGGAGUGUGUGUAUACGCACGACCCAGCUGGGCUCAACGUCCUGAAGAAAGGCUGUGCUGAGUACUGCAACCAGACCAUCACAAAACGCGGCUGCUGCAAAGGGUUCUUUGGGCCCGACUGCACACAGUGUCCUGGGGGCUUCUCCAACCCCUGCUACGGCAAAGGCAACUGCAGCGAUGGGGUUCAGGGCAAUGGAGCCUGCCUCUGCUUUCCAGACUACAAGGGGAUCGCCUGCCAUAUUUGUUCCAACCCAAACAAGCAUGGUGAACAGUGCCAGGAGGACUGUGGUUGUGUCCAUGGCCUGUGUGACAACCGUCCUGGCAGUGGAGGGGUGUGCCAGCAGGGUACAUGUGCCCCUGGCUUCCAAGGCCGCUUCUGCAAUGAGUCCAUGGGAAACUGUGGAUCCCUAGGGCUGGCCCAGCCCUGCCACCCAGACGCUCACUGUGUUAUUCAGGAGGGCGUCGCCAGGUGCGUCUGCCACGAUGGUUUUGAAGGUAAUGGUUUCUCCUGCAAACGCAGCAGUCCUUGCUCUCGCCCAGACCGAGGUGGCUGCUCCGAGAACGCUGAAUGUGUCCCUGGAGACCUGGGUACCCACCAAUGCAUUUGCCACAAAGGCUGGAGUGGGGAUGGCCGCAUCUGUGUGGCCAUCGAUGAAUGCGGGCUGGACACUCGAGGUGGCUGCCAUGCGGAUGCUCUCUGCAGCUAUGUGGGGCCUGGACAGAGCCGAUGCACAUGUAAGCUGGGCUUCGCUGGAGACGGUUACGAGUGCAGCCCCAUUGACCCCUGUCGCAUAGGCAACGGGGGCUGCCAUGGCCUGGCUACCUGCAAGGCAGUGGGGGGAGGCCAGCGGGUUUGCACGUGCCCCCCUCAUUUUGGUGGUGAUGGCUUCAGUUGCUAUGGAGACAUCAUCCAGGAACUGGAGGCAAAUGCCCACUUCUCUGCCUUCUCCCAGUGGUUUAAGAACUCGAGCAUCACUCUCCCGGCUGACGGUAAACUCACAGCCCUGGUGCCCUCUGAAUCUGCCAUCCGUAGACUGAGCCCCGAGGAUCAGGCCUUCUGGUUGCAGCCAAAGACGCUGCCAGAACUGGUCAGGGCCCACUUUCUCCAGGGUGCGUUCUCAGAGGAGGAGCUGGCCCGGUUAAGUGGGCAACAGGUGGCCACACUGAGCGCCACGACACACUGGCAGAUUCACAACACCAGUGGGAGAGUCCAGGUGCAGAAUGCCACUGUGGAUGUACCCGACCUCCUCGCCACCAAUGGCGUCCUACAUAUUAUUAGCCAGGUCUUGUUGCCUCCGAGAGGUGACAUGCAGACUGGGCCGGGGUUGCUGCAGCAACUGGAUAGUGUGCCUGCCUUCCGUCUCUUCGGGGAACAGCUAAAGCACCACAAACUGGUAGCCCAAAUAGAGGCUGCCAAAGCCUACACCAUCUUCGUGCCCACAAAUCACUCUCUGGAGACCCAGGGCAACAACAGUAUCCUGGGCAUAGACGUAGUGCGACAUCACGUGAUCCUCGGGGAGGCACUGUCCGUGGAGGUCCUGCGGAAAGGGGGACACCGCAACUCCCUCCUGGGCCCUGCCCAUUGGCUGGUUUUCUACAAUCAUAGUGGCCAGCCUGAGGUGAACCACGUGCCGCUGGAGGGCCCUUUGCUGGAAGCCCCAGGCAGUGCCCUCUUUGGACUGUCGGGGAUCUUGGCAGUGGGCUCCAGCCGUUGCCUGCACAGCCACGCGGAGGCUCUUCGGGAGAAAUGUGUAAACUGCACCCGGAAAUUCCGCUGUACUCAAGGCUUCCAGCUGCAGAACAUACCGAGGAAGAGCUGUGUCUACAGAUCUGGGUUAUCUUUCUCCCGGGGCUGUUCCUACACAUGUGCCAAGAAGAUCCAGGUGCCCGACUGCUGCCCAGGCUUCUUUGGCACCCUCUGUGAGCCAUGCCCAGGGGGUCUAGGUGGGGUGUGCUCAGGCCACGGGCAGUGCCAAGACAGGUUCCUGGGCAAUGGGGAAUGUCGCUGCCAAGAGGGAUUCCAUGGAACGGCCUGUGAGAUGUGUGAGCUGGGCCGCUAUGGGCCCACCUGUUCAGGAGUAUGCGACUGUGACCACGGGCUGUGCCAGGAGGGGCUGCGUGGCAACGGAAGCUGUAUCUGUAAUGUGGGCUGGCAGGGUCUCCGCUGUGACCAGAAAAUCACUGAUCGUCAAUGUCCCAAGAAGUGCGAUCCCAAUGCCAACUGCAUACAGGACUCUGCUGGAAUCCCGGUGUGUGUCUGUGCUGCAGGAUACUCGGGCAAUGGCAGUUACUGCUCAGAGGUGGAUCCCUGUACCUCUGGCCAUGGGGGCUGCUCGCCCUAUGCCAACUGUACCAAGGUGGCUCCGGGACAACGGACGUGCACCUGCCUGGAUGGCUACACGGGUGACGGGGAGCUGUGCCAGGAAAUAAACAGCUGUCUCGUCCACAAUGGGGGCUGUCAUGUGAACGCUGAGUGUAUCCCCACAGGCCCCCAGCAGGUCUCCUGCAACUGCCGUGAGGGCUACAGUGGCGAUGGCGUUCAGUCUUGCAAGCUCCUGGAUCCUUGCUCCCAGAACAAUGGAGGCUGCAGCCCUUAUGCUGUGUGCAAAAGCACAGGAGACGGACAGAGGACAUGUUCCUGUGAUUCAACUCAUACUGUGGGGGACGGCAUCACCUGUCAUGGGCGAGUUGGACUGGAGCUCCUACGGAACAAGUAUGCCUCGUUCUUCAGCCUCCACCUCCUGGAAUACAAGGAGCUCAAAGGCGAUGGGCCAUUCACCAUCUUCGUGCCACAUUCUGAUUUAAUAAGCAACAUGUCACAGGGGGAGCUGGCGAGGAUGCGGGCUCACCGUCAGCUCGUGUUUCGCUACCACGUGCUUGGCUGCCGGAAGCUGGGGAGCCAAGAGCUGCUGGACCAGGGAUACGUCACCGCGCUGUCUGGACACACUCUGCGCAUUAGUGAGAGGGAGGGCAGCAUUUAUCUUAAUGACUUUGCUCGGGUGGUAAGCAGCGAUCACGAGGCAGUGAACGGUGUCCUGCACUUCAUCGACCGUGUCCUGCUGCCGCCAGACGUGCUACACUGGGAGGCUGAUACUAUCCCAAUCCCUCGGAGAAAUGUCACUGCUGCCGCUGAAAGCUUCCAAUACAAGAUCUUUAGCCGACUGCUGACGGUGGCUGGCCUCCUGCCCAUGCUUCAAGAUGCAUCCCAUCGUCCCUUCACCAUGCUGUGGCCCACAGAUUCUGCCCUGCAAGCCCUGUCUCCUGAUCGGAAGAACUGGCUCUACCACGAGGACCACCGUGACAAACUGGCGGCCAUUUUGCGUGGUCAUGUGAUUCGCAACAUUGAGGCCUCGGCAUCUGAUCUACCCAACCUGGGCCAACUCCGAACCAUGCACGGAAACACCAUCUCCUUCUCCUGUGGUCUUGCCCGGCCCGGCGAGCUCAUGGUAGGUGAGAACGAGGCCCGCAUCGUGCAACGGUACUUGCCCUUUGAAGGGGGCCUGGCUUAUGGCAUUGACCAGCUGUUGGAGCCACCUGACCUUGGUGCCCGCUGUGAUCGCUUUGAACCCCAGCCGCUUCAAAUGAAGACUUGCAGCAUCUGUGGAUUGGAGCCACCCUGUCCUCGGGGCUCCCGGGAGCAGGGCAGCCCUGAGGCCUGCUGGCGUCACUACUCCAAGUUCUGGGCAACUCCUCUGCAUUCCAUAACCAUGCGUGGAGGUUCCUGGAUAACGCCUAGUUUUUGGAACCGCAACCACAUGGGUAGGGGCUGCCACCGCAAAUGUGUCACCACCGUCUGGAAGCCUAGCUGUUGCCCUGGUCACUAUGGCACUGACUGCCACGCUUGCCCCGGUGGUUCCAGAAGCCCCUGCAGUGGCCACGGUGUGUGCCUGGAUGGCAUAAGCGGAAGUGGGCAGUGCAAUUGUCAUCCGGGCUUUGCCGGGACAGCCUGUGAACUCUGUGCCCCAGGUGCCUUCGGACCCCAGUGCCAAGCAUGCCGCUGUGCCCCACAUGGGCAUUGCGAUGAAGGUCUCGGGGGCUCUGGCUCCUGCUUCUGCGAUGAGGGCUGGACUGGGCCACACUGUGAUGUGCAGCUGGAGUUGCAGCCCGUGUGCACCCCGCCCUGUGCACCCCAGGCCGUGUGCCGUGUGGGCAACAGCUGUGAGUGCAGCCUGGGCUAUGAAGGGGACGGCCGUGUGUGCACAGUGGCAGACCUGUGCCAGAAGGGGCACGGUGGCUGCAGUAAGCACGCCAACUGCAGCCAGGUGGGGACAGUGGUCACCUGUACCUGCCUGCCUGCCUAUGAGGGUGAUGGUUGGAGUUGCCGAGCUCGCAACCCCUGCUUGGAUGGCCACCGUGGAGGUUGCAGUGAGCAUGCCGACUGCUUUAACACCGGCCCGAACACACGGCGCUGUGAAUGCCACACUGGCUACGUGGGUGAUGGGCUGCAGUGUCUGGAGGAGCUUGAACCCCCUGUGGACCGAUGCCUGGCAGAGUCCUCACCAUGCCACACAGAUGCUUUGUGCACAGACCUACAUUUCCAGGAAAAACAGGCUGGCGUCUUCCACAUCCAGGCCACCAGUGGCCCUUAUGGCUUGACCUUCUCAGAGGCCAAGGAAGCCUGUGAGGACCAGGGAGCCGACCUUGCUUCCCUCCCUCAACUCUCUGCGGCCCAGCAGCUAGGUUUUCACGUCUGCUUCCUGGGCUGGUUGGCCAAUGGCUCUGCUGCCCACCCUGUGGUCACCCCGGCGGCAGACUGUGGUAAUAAUCGUGUAGGUGUAAUCAGCCUCGGCGUCCGCAAGAACCUCUCAGAGCGCUGGGAUGCCUACUGUUACCGUGUGCGAGAUGUGGCUUGCCAAUGUCGGGUCGGCUUCGUGGGUGACGGGAUCAGCACGUGCAACGGGAAACUGCUUGAUGUCCUCGCUGCUACUGCCAACUUCUCCACCUUCUAUGGGAUGCUGCUGGGCUAUGCCAAUGCCACCCAGCGAGGUCUUGACUUUAUGGACUUCCUUGAAGAUGAGCUCAUCUACAAGACACUCUUUGUCCCUGUCAAUGAAGGCUUUCUGGACAACAUGACACUGAGUGGCCCAGACCUAGAACUCCAUGCUUCUAAUGCCACCUUUCUGAGUGCCAACGCCAGCCAGGGGACGUUGCUUCCUGCCCACUCAGGUCUUAGUCUCUUCAUAAGUGACACAGGUCCUGACAACAUUUCUUUGGUUCCUCUGGCCCCGGGGGCAGUUGUGGUUAGCCACGUCAUGGUGUGGGACAUCAUGGCUUUCAAUGGCGUCAUCCAUGCUCUGGCCAGCCCCCUGCUCACGCCUCCCCAGCCUAGGGCAGUGCUGGGAUCUGAGCCGCAACCUGUGGCGUUAAGUUUGGGGGUUGUGAUAACUUGUGGAACGCUGCUGGGGCUGGUAGCUGGAGCCCUCUACCUGCGUGCCCGACGCAAGGCUCCAGGCUUCAGCUUCUCUGUCUUCCAGGCAGAAGAUAACGCUGAUGACGACUUCUCUCCAUGGCAAGAAGGGACCAGCCCGACCCUGGUUUCUGUCCCCAACCCUGUUUUUGGCAGCAGCGACAUCUUUUGUGAACCCUUUGACGAUUCAGUCCUGGAGGAGGACUUCCCAGACACCCAAAGAGUCCUCAAGGUCAAAUGAUGGGCUGGAAUGGAGCAUGGACGACACAGACUACUUUUAUUGCUUGUCAGGGUGGCUGAAAGGCCGAUAGUUUGUCGAGGACAAUAAAAGCGCCCUCAGCGGAUGUGGGCCAUGUCACCAAGAAA
This is a messenger RNA of Rattus rattus (black rat), 7952 nucleotides long. It is a transcript of the gene Stab1, whose product is annotated as stabilin 1. The record is from RefSeq and is a predicted model, not a curated record. Lineage: Eukaryota; Metazoa; Chordata; Mammalia; Rodentia; Muridae. The transcript has 69 exons. Gene Ontology annotation, biological process: cell adhesion. Gene Ontology annotation, molecular function: calcium ion binding; hyaluronic acid binding. The coding region runs from base 109 to 7827 and encodes 2572 amino acids.